CGUUGCACCCGGGAAAUACACUCACAUUGGGAUUCAAAAUACGAUAGAAGGAUUAUGCGAGUCAUUUUUCCGUGAUAUUCAUGAAAUCAAGGUACAAGUUGGAAUUGACGGGUGUCCCCUCUCUGAUAAUCACACAAUUUGGCCAAUAAUGGGGAGAUUUCUUCAUCAACCAAAUUACUCCCCAUUUUUGAUCGGUAUUUAUGAAGGACAAAAGGAUCCUAAAGAUGCAACGGAGUUUCUAGAAGACUUGACUAAUGAAAUAAAUCACCUCAAUGAAAAUGGUGUCUUCACAAAGGAUGGAAAACAUUUUCAUUUUCAAAUCACAUCUUACAUUAUGGACUCCAAGGCACGAGCUUCAAUUACAGGUGUGAAGGGACAUACAUCUCAUAAGGGAUGUGGAAGAUGUGAACAACACGGGAUAUCCAUACAGCGAAGAGUCGUUUUUUCCCAAACAUGUGGUCAACUCCGCACAGACGACUCAUUUGCACAAAGAAGAGAUUCCUAUCAUCAUAACGAGGAGUAUCCGUAUGGGCUAGAAGUUGCUAAUGUAAAGAUGAUAUCUCAGGUGCCACUUUGCAGCAUGCACUUGAUAUACUUGGGUAUCGUACGUACCCUUGGGGUACUGUGGAUGACAGCUAAAAGCAAAACAUUUACAUUAAGUCCUCAGAAAAGGAAGGAACUUGACAAAAAACAUAUGUCUCUUACUCCUUUUUUGCCCACAGAAUUUUCACGAAAGCCAGAUAGCCUAUAUUUUGUUCACAAAUGGAAGGCAACUCAGUGUCGCCAAUUUCUGUUGUACACUGGGCCUGUCAAUUCAAAGAAUAAGAAGAAGGGACAAAUUUGUCAGGUCCCUCAGGAGGAUGAUACGUCAGACGAGGACCUUCCUGAGCAAAACGCACCACAGGAGGAAACUUUUGAAAUAGAGGUGUUCUCUUCUCCAAAACCUGAGAAUGAGAUGACUGACGCCGAGUCAGAUGAUGUGCAGUCUGAUAGUCCAUUUGAAGAAUAA
This is a messenger RNA of Phlebotomus papatasi, 1009 nucleotides long. RefSeq lists its product as uncharacterized. NCBI's taxonomy places the organism in Eukaryota, Metazoa, Arthropoda, Insecta, Diptera, Psychodidae. The record is from RefSeq and is a predicted model, not a curated record. The transcript has 2 exons. The coding region runs from base 149 to 1009 and encodes 286 amino acids.